Drosophila busckii is the source of this 1026-nucleotide messenger RNA. RefSeq names its product endoplasmic reticulum resident protein 44-like. The record is from RefSeq and is a predicted model, not a curated record. Bases 1 to 1026 code for a protein of 341 amino acids. The transcript has a single exon. NCBI's taxonomy places the organism in Eukaryota, Metazoa, Arthropoda, Insecta, Diptera, Drosophilidae.
AUGCCGAUUUUUGAACAGGCGGCCCAUGAGCUGGCCAAGUGGCAAGUGCAGCCAGACAAAGUGUGCCUGGCACGCGUGGAUUGCGUAGCCGAGGCGCAGUUGUCGCAAGCCAUGUACAUUAACAAAUUUCCCACGCUGCGUCUUUACCAUCGUGGACAUCCGCUGCGUCGUGAGUUUCGUGGACAACGCUCUGUCCAGGCUUUGGUGGACUUUGUGCAAAAACAGUUUCGUCAACCGUUUAGUGAAUUUCAGCAGCUCGAGCAGUUGGACUCGCUAAAUCCGACAAGGCGUGCAGUUUUGGCUUUCUUUGAGAAUAGAACGCAGCCAGCUUUUGUCAGCUUUGAGCUGCUUAUGGAACGCCUGAAGAACGACUGCGAUUUCUAUGUGCGUUUUGGUGACAAGUUGGCCAACAUAUCGUAUACGCAACUCAUGCCUACAUUAGUCUAUCGACCUGAUGUGGAGCGCACACAUGCGCAGGAUGAGCUGUAUGCUGGCAAUGUGAACAAUGUGCUGCAACUGGAAAGCUGGCUAUACAAGAAAUGCUUGCCACUGGUGCGCCAGGUGGACUUUAGCAAUGUGGAGGAGAUCAUUGAGCAGCGGCUGCCAUUGGUAGUUCUGUUUCAUAUGCCCAACGAUUUGAAUGCGGUCAAGGAUUUCAAGUCCAUUGUGGAAAUGCAGCUGGCUGACUGCAAGGAUUGCGGCAGCUAUAACUUUGUCACUGUCGAUGGACUAAAGUUCAAGCACUCUGUGGCACACAUGGGCAAGACGGAGCAGGAUCUGCCCAUCAUUGCCAUAGAUACGCUGCAGUUUACGUUUCCAUAUCCCAAAUUCAAGGAUAUUUAUAUACCGGGUCAUCUCAAGCAGUUCAUAAAGCACUUGAGCGAGCAUCGCAAGCAGCUGAAACUUAAAAUUGUACAGCAAUCGACCGAGCAGCUGCCACAGCUGACGCCGCCUUCGUCCACCUUCAAGGAGCUGGGCCCAUCCAGGCAUCGCUACACGCUAGUGGAGCGCCAUGAUGAGCUGUGA